Trifolium pratense (red clover) is the source of this 1860-nucleotide messenger RNA. RefSeq names its product pentatricopeptide repeat-containing protein At3g02650, mitochondrial-like. The coding region runs from base 1 to 1740 and encodes 579 amino acids. NCBI's taxonomy places the organism in Eukaryota, Viridiplantae, Streptophyta, Magnoliopsida, Fabales, Fabaceae. The record is from RefSeq and is a predicted model, not a curated record. Gene Ontology annotation, molecular function: protein binding. The transcript has a single exon.
AUGGGGAGAGGAGAAGGAAAAGCUGCACUUGAAGUUUUUAAUAAAUUUCAGGUCUUUCAAUGUGUGCCAAAUCAUGAUACAUAUUACUUUACAUUGCAAGCUCUUUUGAAUACUAGUUGUAGUCCUGAUAUGAUCCACCAAGCUGCUUCUAUCUGUCAAAACAUGCUGCUGCUCUUUCCUCAUGAUCAACAUGAUGGUGGCUCUUCUCAUGAUCAAGAAUACACCCAACCUCCUCUUAGUCCUGAUGACAGCCACAGUGACUUCCAGAUUGCGCUGACAUUUCUUGGUGGUAUUCCUCGUCCAUAUCUCGAAGGCUGUGUGUGUGCAAAUCUUAAUUUAAUGGAUUUUAGCCCUCUGCGUCAACAGCUGCACCAUUUUGUACUCAAAACUAUUGAAACCUCUCGUCAAACUAAAUUAAUUGAAACCCGAAAGGUUUCGCCUCAUAAUCUUAUCCACUUUAUUAAGUGGGCUUGGCAGAGGAGUAACAAUAAUAAAGAUCUCAUCACUACCCCUGUUCUGGAAUCCCUUGUUUCGGCAAUAUGCGAUGGUUCCAUGGAUACGUAUGAUGUUCAUCUAAGGAAGAACAACAUACUUUUUCUGUGGGACUUGCUUAAGCAUAUUGGCCACUGUCACACUGGUCUUCUUAACACCCGAAUUCUCAAUCAGCUCCUACAUUCCUUUGGGUUUAUGUUCGACCAAGGAAAGACUGCCCUAGAAGUUUUUCAUAAAUUUGAGGUAUUUCAAUGUGUACCGAAUCAAGAUACAUAUACCUUUACACUGCAAGCUCUUUUGUCCACAAGGCUUGAUAUGCCCCACCAAGCCGCUUCUAUCUGUCAAAAGAUGCUGCUUCAUCCGGAAACCCUCCUUCCUGAUGACGGUGAGUUACUUGGCAACAUAUUAUCUUGGUUUUCUCGAAACAAUAUGACUGAAGAAGCCUAUGCUCUCUAUCUGGCUGCAAAUGAGAAACGGAAAACAAACCCUAAUUGGUCCCCACAGUUAAAUAUGUUGUUACCGCUUGAUAUGAUCAGAGUACUUUGUUCAAAAAAAGAAACUGUACAUUUGGCUUUUGAGAUGUUGAAUGAUAUCCCUAAGGAGUUGGCGGACGAGGAAGAUUUGUUUUUAAAACAAAGACUCUGUAUGCAUGUUGCCGAAGCCUUGUGCGGGUUUAAAGAGUUAGAGGCAGCCAAGCAAUUGAUCCUUAAACCGAUUGCAGACAGCCAACAUCCUUCAAUGUAUGUUGUAACUACAAUUAUUACUGCCUAUGUUAAAGCUGGGGAAAUCAGACAGGUUUUGGAGAUGGUGAAGCUAUUGGAAAGUAUAGGUUUUGACAUUUGUGAGCCUCUUAUGUUUGGUUUUGGACGUUCAAAUGGUAUGCUACAGAUUAGGAAGAUCUUGGAAGAAGCCAGAAAGAAGGAUUAUAAGUUAAUCACUGCUCUGCUGUACCAUACACUCAUUGUUGGAUGUUGCAGGCUGCAGAAAUUUGAUGACGCUCUCAAGUUCUUGACUCAGAUGAAGGACUUUGGUGUCUCCCACAUCAAUCUUGAUGAAUAUCACAAGUUGUUCCACUCUCUUUGCUUGAAGGCUAUGGAUAGGAAAAUGGCAAUAGAGCAGCUAGAGGAAAUGGAGCCUAUGGAUAGGGAAAUGGUAGACAAUCAGCUAAGCAAAAUGGCCGCUGUGGAUUUGGAUAUGAUGAAAGAGCAGCUAGAGGAAAUGUAUAUUAAUAUUAGGGCAUUAUUUUGAUAGGAAGAUAGAAUCUUAAUGCAAAAACAUUUUGAGUUGAGAAAAUAUUAGGAAAAAAUGGUUUGGAGUCGGAUGAAUUUUUUUACUUUUUUUUAUAUAUAUUAUAUUAUUUAUAUUGAA